AUGGCAGACUCCAAAGAUCCUCUUCAACGCCAGAACCCGGCACCACAAACUCUUGCAGACAAUCCUCACAAUCCGAGUUCGGCUGCCUACUUAGCCUAUCCCGUCAAACAUGUCGUUUCUAGUCUAUAUCGACGCAUGACCGAGCCUCCCGAGCACCCUGUCGGCAAGUUGCUUAACGCUCCCUCAAUGGCUUCGUCUACUUCCGGUCUAUACACCCCUCCGAAGAGAACCCAAUCACCCUUUCAACCCCCGCCUCUCACUCCGCUCGAAUUGAGACAUACACUGUCUGCCCGGGCGGCAGACUCGCUGCUAUUGACGAGGUCACUUGCUGAAGAGAUACGACUGUUGAUCCCACCGAGACUUCAACUGCUGGAACACUGGAGGCUAGCGUAUUCACUCGAGGUUCAUGGGUCCUCCUUAGCAACGCUUUACGAGCACUGUGCAAAGGUAUCUAUAAAUUCACAACGGUCAGGGUACGUUCUGGUUGUCCGCGAUGGCACCACCUCUGCUGGACACGGGUCGGUCUUUGGUGCAUACCUCUCAGACGCUCCUAAGCCGGGUCUCCAUUAUUUUGGUACCGGUGAAUGCUUCCUUUGGCGAGCUAGUAUUCUGCCAGCCAUGAGAGACUUGUCAUCACAGCUUAGAAACGCCACAAACACCGCGUCGGAAGACCUCCUCGAGCUGGCUGGCCUUCCACCCCCUCCCAGCGCUGAUACAACGAAUCUCCAGCGAGUAACCACAGUCCGUGGUGAAAGACGGGCUUCAUCAGUGACAUCUCCAGGCUCUCCCCCAAACCUUAAGCCCCGAGAAGCCCCGGGGUAUUUACAGACUCCCGCGGAACGAUCGGGUACUUCCACUCCAGAUCGUAUUAGGUUCAAGGCCUUUCCGUACAGUGGAAUUAAUGACUUUCUGAUCUAUUGCCAAGCAGAUUAUCUGUCUGUUGGGGGAGGUGAUGGGCAUUAUGGACUAUGGCUAGAUGACGACUUGGAUAACGGCAUCAGUGAGACUUGUCCAACUUUCGGCAAUGAACCAUUGAGCGACGAGGGCCGCAAGUUUGAAAUACUUGGCGUUGAAAUCUGGUAUGUUGGUGCAUGA
Molecule: messenger RNA, 1095 nt
Organism: Exophiala aquamarina CBS 119918
Lineage: Eukaryota; Fungi; Ascomycota; Eurotiomycetes; Chaetothyriales; Herpotrichiellaceae
Exons: 1
Coding region: 1-1095 (364 amino acids)
Biological process (GO): response to oxidative stress
Cellular component (GO): nucleus
Source: RefSeq, a predicted model, not a curated record